UGUUUUGUGAUCGGAAAAUUACGUUUAGCGAUAGUGAAAAAAGAAGAGAAGUGUGUACUUGUGUGAGGAAGAGGAUCUUUGUGAAUGCGAAGAAAAUCAUAGCAUUACAGAUUUAUUUAACACAUAUAUAACAAUGGCUUUAAAAAGGAUAAAAAAGGAAUUACAAGAUCUUGGAAGAGAUCCCCCUGCACAAUGUUCAGCUGGUCCAGUUGGUGAUGAUUUGUUUCACUGGCAAGCUACAAUAAUGGGUCCGCCUGAUAGUCCAUUUUCAGGAGGUGUGUUCUUUCUAACCAUACAUUUUCCAACGGAUUACCCAUUUAAACCUCCAAAGGUGGCAUUUACAACAAAAAUCUAUCAUCCGAAUAUAAACAGCAAUGGCAGCAUUUGUCUGGACAUUCUAAGAUCACAGUGGUCACCUGCAUUGACCAUAUCAAAAGUCCUCUUAUCAAUCAGCUCCUUACUAGAUGACCCAAAUCCAGAUGAUCCGCUUGUUCCAGAGAUUGCUCGCCUCUUCAAGUCGGACCUUUCUAAGUACAAAAGGACAGCUAAGGAAUGGACACAAAAAUUCGCAAAUUAAGGACAGGCACCUUCUCCCCCGCUUAAACAUACAUGUAACAUGCCUUCUUCCCAACAUGGUUUUUUUUAACCGUAUAACAACUAACAUCAAAUUUCAUACAUUCUCCGUACUCAACUUCAACCCACUGUGAAUCCAGGGACUGGUUAUUUUUGUUAGGAAAUGGAAAUUUUGCAAACAUUGUGUUGUAGAUGACAACAAGAUAAUGAUUAACUAACACUGGACCAUGGUUACGUAAGAGUAAUAUGCAAAUUUGUUAGAUGUGUUUUUGUUAUUAAGCCCUGUUCACUUUUGCAUGUCCUGGAACAUAUUUGGUGUAGUGUCUGCCCAUCUCUGCAAAAUUGUAAUAACCAACAGGCUAUUAAAUUACAUUGUUCUAAUAAAGAUAACAUCACAUAAACUCUAAAUAUUUAAUAGUUGACUGUUAAUAUCUGUGGGAAACAACAAAGGUAUUACGUCAAAUGAUAAAACACGACAAUCAUUAGCUGAUACCAGCACAAUAUGGAUAUAUAUAUAUAUACACUAUUAGGACCAUUUGGUAAAGUAUUAAUGAACGGUGAACCACAGAUUUAAAACAUACACAGAGAUCAGUUAAAGAUACAUCCAAAGCUGUUGGAUAAGGAUUAGCACCAGGGUCUAGGCACAGGCGAGGGCUGAAGCAACAGUGAACUGAUUUAUUGUGCAUAUUUUCCCCCUCAAAAUCAGUGUUACCUUAGCUUUUGUAUCCUAAGUUGACCAUGGUUUUAAGAUAUGUUGGUUAUACCUAGGUUUUAUUUCUCAACACAGAAAUUUACAUUAGUUAGUCGAAGGCUAAUAAACAGUCAAACAAAAAAAAUAAGAAUGAAGACGACUAGAAAAAACAAACCCAUGCAACUAUUAUUGUCUGUGAAAUUUACUUUUGUAUGAAGUAAUUAAUUGACUACUUUGAAAUGUAUAUUAAACUUGUGGUAAGAUAAUACACUCCCUCUUAUCUAUUUACAAGUCAAUUUAUAAAAUUCCCCUAUUGUUGUAAACUUUAAAAAAACAAAUGCCAAUUAAAAAAAUUUUGUAGUGUCUCUAGCUGUAUAUUAUUAUCUCAUAACACAUGUAUGGUUUAAUACAUUUAUCAUAACUUCAGCUUUACCAUUUCUGUGUAUUUAGUAGGUUGUAUAGCAUAUCCAAAUCGAACAUGUAAAAUGUAAAGGUAUCGUUUCCAGAAUAAUAGAUCGCUUAAAAAAUACCACUUGAACCAAAUUUAAAAUACUUAAUAAUCCUAAAGUUAUUUCUUCCUCUCUUACCUAUAUAAUUGUCAUUUGCAUGUUAAUAAGUUUUUAUAUGAAGUUCUGAUUUUACAAAUGUUUUGGGUUGUCGAAAAAUAACUAUUAAGUUGCUCUUGAACGUUGUACAGUAGGAGAUACUGAUGAUGGUUUAGUGCGAGUACCAUGUAAUUAAAAGCAAUAUGGAGUUGAAAAGAUUUAGUUGGCAACCGAAUAUUGGGGAAGAAGGUUCGCAUUUGCACGUACUGUAUUUAUUCUAUCAAUGUGGAGUAGUUGAAUUAACUUGUGUUUCUCCCUGACCAAUUAAAAUACAAUAAGUUUGAUCAUGGUCUAAAGGAACCAUAAAAUUUUGGGAGGGAAAUAUUUUGAUCAGUUGGAAUGAUAGAAUGUUUUGUAGUCAACAAUUCCUGAGCUCAUUUACUUAAACAAAAUCACCAACUAGAUUUGUGCAGGUUUUGCUAGCUUUCAAUGUAGACCAGGUAUAUCUUGAAGAUUUACUCGCAAAGUGUCUACAGCUCAUUACUCUUAAUAUAUCCAUUAAUUACACACUAUUUUGUUUGAUAAUGAAAUCUGAAGGUUAUGUAACUAACAGUGUAUCAAAAUCUAAAUUGUAGAUGUAUCUUCAUUUACUAUUAUAGUAAUGCUGUAAAACUCUAUGCACUCUAUCAAAUUUUGUGUUAAAUAACUUUAAAUUGCACACAAAUGGGUAUAUGACAUCAUGUCCAUAAAUGGAUGUGAUAUGAUAUCAUGUCCAUGUAUGGACAAUUCACAUAAACUUGUCUCUUAAAACGUGAUAAUAGCAGACUCCGCAUUUGGCUGGCUAUUUAAACUACGAGAGUAGCUCUGACAAUUAGAUAUAUUUCUUUUUGAAACAUGGUGUAUAAAAUUGGUUCAUAUCUUUCUACUUACUCAACCCUAUUGUAAAAUCUCUGCAGUCUGAAAAUAAAUUAAAUAAACAAGUGUGUA
This is a messenger RNA of Anneissia japonica, 2796 nucleotides long. Its product is annotated as ubiquitin-conjugating enzyme E2-17 kDa-like. Gene Ontology annotation, biological process: protein polyubiquitination; ubiquitin-dependent protein catabolic process. Lineage: Eukaryota; Metazoa; Echinodermata; Crinoidea; Comatulida; Comatulidae. The record is from RefSeq and is a predicted model, not a curated record. The transcript has 6 exons. Gene Ontology annotation, molecular function: ubiquitin conjugating enzyme activity. Gene Ontology annotation, cellular component: nucleus. The coding region runs from base 134 to 577 and encodes 147 amino acids.